This is a messenger RNA of Rubroshorea leprosula, 2066 nucleotides long. Lineage: Eukaryota; Viridiplantae; Streptophyta; Magnoliopsida; Malvales; Dipterocarpaceae. The record is from the annotation of a GenBank genome assembly.
ACCUUUUGUUUCUCUCAGUUCAACUUUCUCUCUCUAGAAAGGUUCAGUUUCUGUUUUUUUUUUUUUUUUAAUCUAUCAGAAAAUAGUGACAGAGAAUACGGAGCAGAACACAAAUGUCGGAGCCAAAAGACCCGGCGAUCAAGCUUUUUGGUAAGACGAUUCCUUUGCCUGAGGCAUCUCAAGAAGCUGCUGCUGCUUCUGUUACUUCUGGUGAUGAUAAUCUUGAUCAGGAUGAGGAUCGAGUUUGCUCCACGAGCUCUUCACCAGAGGAUGAUAAGAGCAGGGAUGGAGGGGAAGAGAAAGAAGAUGAAAAGGAUGUGUUGGGAGAUAAAGCUGUUGAGACAAAACUUGAAGUUAGAGGUGGAAAGGAAGAUGAAGAUUUGGGUAAACAGGAAGAUGAAACUACAACAGUUACUUCUGGAGAGUCUGGAAAUCCAGAAGCAAACUCAGGAGAAAAUGAGAACUCAAAAGCACCCUCUGUUGAGAAGGAGAGCACUGCAUCAAAAACUCUAAAGACAGAAGAGGAUCAAAGUGAAACAAGUAACUCACAGGAAAAACCCUUGAAGAAACCUGAUAAAAUUCUUCCAUGUCCGCGCUGCAAUAGCAUGGAUACCAAGUUCUGUUACUAUAACAAUUACAAUGUUAACCAACCCAGGCACUUUUGCAAGCACUGCCAGAGAUACUGGACAGCUGGUGGAACAAUGAGGAAUGUCCCUGUGGGUGCUGGACGCCGCAAGAACAAGAACUCAGUUUCUCACUACCGUCAGAUAACUGUCUCUGAAGCACUUCAAAAUGCUCAAAUGGAUGUUCCAAAUGGAGUACACCACCCUGCACCGAAGGCUAAUGGUACAGUUCUCACCUUUGGUUCAGACAUGCCCCUUUGUGAAUCAAUGGCUUCUGUUUUGAACCUUGCAGAUAAAACAAUGUGGAAUCACACACGAAAUGGUUUUCAUAAACCUGAAGAAUUAAAGAUUCCAGCUUCUUAUCAACGAGGAGAAGCUGGUGAGAUUUCAAAUGUAUCUUCUGUCCCAGCUUCAAUUUCAAAGGAUGAAGUGGGCAAAGCCCGGUUGCAAGAUCAGAUGAUUCAGCCCUGUCCGGGUUGCCCUCCUCAAGUACCAUGUUUUUCUGGGGCUCCUUGGCCUUACACAUGGAAUUCAACUCAGUGGAACUCUCCAGUACCCCCUCCUGCUUUCUGCACUCCAGCCUUCCCUAUGCCUUUCUAUCCUGCAGCAGCUUACUGGGGUUGUACUGUGCCAGGUGCUUGGGCUGUACCUUGGCUUCCUCAACCAUCUUCACCAAAGCAAACCGUCCCAGGCUCUGGCCCUAAUUCCCCCACCUUGGGGAAACAUUCAAGAGAUGAGAGCAUGGGCAAACCAAGCAGCUCUGGAGAAGAGGAUCUAGUAAAACAAAACAGUUCUGACAGAUACCUUUGGAUUCCAAAAACAUUGAGGAUUGAUAACCCAGGAGAAGCUGCAAAGAGCUCUAUAUGGACGACUUUGGGAAUUAAGAAUGAUAAGGCUGAUCAAAUUGGUAGUGGAGGACUCUUCCAAGCCUUCCAAUCAAAGGGUGAUGAAAGGAAGUCGGUUCCUGAACCAUCUCCUGUCUUACAAGCAAAUCCAGCAGCAUUGUCUCGGUCAAUCAACUUCCAUGAAAACUCAUAAUUCUGUAGGUUAUGACUUUUAAUAGAUUCUUGCCCUUUGCAGUGCAUGGCAACUUAGUAGAUCACGAAGCAGGGCGGAGUAGGAUAGGAAGAAGAUUUCCUGCAACAUCCUAGCGCUAGCAUGGUAGAUUGCUUAGUUGAAGGAAAAACUGAUUUUUAUCCCUAUUUUUGUUUCCCUUUUUCUGAAUGGUGUUUGAGUAGGUACUUUUUGUUUUCAGUUAGAUGGUUUGCGAGUUCAUGUAUGUAAGUGUUUAUGAAGAAAGGUGAGAAGUAGUGGAGUGACUUUCUGUACCAUAAUCCCAGUUGUAAUUGAAUAAAUUGGGAACCAGAGUCAAUCUUCGUAUUGUUUUCCAUCCUUUUUAGAGUGUCCUUAAAUUGCCUGGGCAAGCAGUAUGAUCUUCGAUGA